Messenger RNA from Neltuma alba, 2037 nucleotides. Its product is annotated as LEAF RUST 10 DISEASE-RESISTANCE LOCUS RECEPTOR-LIKE PROTEIN KINASE-like 2.1. The transcript is spliced from 3 exons. NCBI's taxonomy places the organism in Eukaryota, Viridiplantae, Streptophyta, Magnoliopsida, Fabales, Fabaceae. Gene Ontology annotation, molecular function: polysaccharide binding; ATP binding; protein kinase activity. The record is from RefSeq and is a predicted model, not a curated record. Bases 1 to 1950 code for a protein of 649 amino acids. Gene Ontology annotation, biological process: protein phosphorylation.
AUGAAACCACCCCUCAAUCCAUCCUCCGUGUUCUUCCUUUUGGUUCCUUUGGUGAUCUCUGUCCAUAUUUCAUCUUCUAUUGGUGUGGAUGAUGAUUGGUAUACAAACUGCUUAAGUACCACUUUUAGCUGCGGAAGCAUACAAGACCUCACUUAUCCAUUCUGGGGAGGAGAGAGAGCAAAUUAUUGUGGUCUUCCUGAUUUCAACCUCACUUGCGAAGCCAAUAUCCCAAAAAUUACCAUACGGUCCCUCAAAUACCGUAUUCUUCGUUUGGAAUGGACUACACAGACUCUUGUAGUGGCUAGGGAUGAUUAUUUUGACACUAUUUGUCCAAAUGAUUACAAAAACAACACAUUUGAUCAAACAUCGUUCAAGUAUGUAGACGAUGGGCUUACUAAUGUGACCUUUCUCUACGAUUGUGGUUCUUAUAGUUCUCCCCCAUUUCCAUCAAAUCCUUUCGAUGCAAAGUGCAAGGAAGCUGAUGAUCAUACAAAUAUAACAGUCUACUACCUUCUAGGACCAUGGUAUAUAAGUGAUUGCAAAAGUGUUAUUAUGCCGAUAUAUGAAGCGAACCUUGGUCGAGUUCAAGCUGCUGUACAGGAUGUAUUACGAGAUGGGUUUGGGUUGCAAUGGAUGGUAAAUACCGAGGAUUGCAACACAUGCUCUCAAUCUGGUGGCCAGUGCGGCUAUGAUGGACAAUUCUCCUGCUUUUGUAAAGAUGGACCCCAAAAAACUUCAUGUCCUGGUAAAACGUCAGGAUCAACUGGGAAGCUAGGUUCGCGAGUUGCUAUAGGCAUUUCAACAGGAGUUGGUGGACUUGCUCUAAUCUCGAUUUUGAUUAUUUAUAUUUGCAAGAAGCGUUUCGGAACAGAAAAUGGGAAAUUAUUCACAGAGAGAAGAGCAUAUCAUGAUCACAAUGUUAAAUCCUUCAUGAGAAACUAUGGCUCUUUGGCGCCAAAGAAAUAUGGUUAUGCAGAAGUGAAAAGAAUGACAAAAUCAUUUUCAAACAAAUUGGGCGAAGGAGGGUAUGGUGUUGUAUACAAAGCCAGCCUACCUGAUGGUUGUCCAGUGGCAGUUAAAGUAAUAAGGGAAUCUAAAGGAAGUGGAGAAGAAUUUAUAAAUGAAGUUGCGAGCAUCAGCAGAACCUCCCAUGUCAACAUAGUCACUCUCCUGGGAUUUUGUCAUGAAAGGAACAAAAGAGUGUUAAUCUACGAAUACCUGUCAAACGGUUCCUUGGAUAAUUUCAUCUAUCAGAGAGGGUCUUCAAACGCUCUCUGUGCUUUGGAGUGGAAGUUAUUGUACCAGGUUGCUAUUGGCAUUGCUCGUGGACUGGAGUACUUGCAUCGGGGUUGUAACACAAGAAUUUUGCAUCUUGAUAUCAAACCCCAAAACAUUCUCUUGGAUGAAGAAUUUUCCCCAAAAAUAUCUGAUUUUGGAUUGGCUAAAUUAUGUCAAAAGAAGGAGAGUAUUGUGUCAAUACUAGGCACAAGAGGAACAAUAGGGUUCAUUGCACCAGAAAUAUUCAGUAGAGCAUUUGGCGGUGUUUCUUACAAAGCAGAUGUUUAUAGCUAUGGCAUGUUGGUCCUUGAAAUGGUCGGAGGAAGGAAGAACUACGACAGUGGAGGAUCACAAGCUGAUGAGCAGUAUUUUCCGGAUUGGAUUUAUAAGGAUCUUGAACAUGGUAAGCAUCCAGCUAGUUCUUUAGUAAUCACAGAGGAAGAUGAUGAGGUGGUAAAGAAGAUGACUCUAGUGAGUCUAUGGUGUGUUCAGACAAAUCCAUCAGAUAGACCAGCUAUGAGCAAAGUGGUAGAAAUGUUAGAAGGACCCCUUCAAUCCUUAACGGUUCCUCCAAAGCCAUCCCUUGAAUAUCCUACAAAAUCAUCAGCAGUUAUACAAUUGUCAAAUGCAUCUUCUGAAGACAUGAUUCAGACAGUUUCAAUAAGCAGUUGACUUGUAUACUCUACCUACUGUCAAAGACAAUUUAACUUUGAAUUGUCUUGGAAGAUUCAUGGAUAAUUGCCAACUAUUGCUUUCCUU